AUGGUGUCUACAGCCAUUGCUCUGGCCUUCGUGCCGUUGUUUCUCACGUUGAUCAUCCGGUACCGGUUUUACUUCGUGCUGUUCUACCGGGCUGUGCUGCUCCGCUGGGUUCAAGAUUUCAUGACAGGAAUUAGCAGGGAGGAGAGAGUGUAUGAGUACGUCCUCACACACGCCAUGCCAGGAGAUCCUGACAGUGUUCUUGACUCCUUCGACCUCUGGUGCAACAAUGUCGAAUUCAUCAGCCAUAUAGGACCCAAAAAAGGUUCGAUUCUGGACCGUCUACUGAAGGAGCUCUGUCCUCUGACGGUGUUGGAACUGGGGGCUCACUGCGGCUACACCACGGUUAGAAUCGCUCGCUCGCUUCCUCUCGGUGCUCGGCUUUACUCGGUAGAGAUGGAUGAAAGGAACGCACGUGUGGCUGAGAAGAUCAUCCGGCUGGCCGGGUACGACGAUGACACGGUAGAGCUGAUUGUGAGACCUUCUGAUGAGGUGAUUCCCCGUUUACGAGAAGAGUUUGGUAUUGAGCGCCUGGAUUUUGUGUUUAUGGACCACUGGAAACGGUGUUACCUGCCGGAUCUUCAGGCCCUGGAGGACAGCGGGUUACUGGGUGAAGGCUCAGUGGUGUUGGCUGAUAACGUUUUGUUUCCCGGUGCUCCAAGCUUCCUGCGCUAUGUGCGUCGCUCUGGCCUCUAUGAACAACGCAUGCACCGCGCAGCACUCGAGUACAUCCAGGGAAUCCGUGAUGGCAUGGCAGAACUUGUGUACCGUGGCAUCAAGUAAAGGAUAUGUGGAAUAUCAACAUAUUUAUUUUAAAAUAAAAGACAGCUACAAAGAACAAACUGUUCAUGGAAAACCCAAAAACAAGCAAAAUAAUGAUUGCUCAUGGAAUUUAGAAAAAAUUAAGUAUAGUAAAAAAAUUCAGAAUGUCAAGAAUAUUCACUUUUUAACUCAAUAAAAAGUAGCAUUUUAUUAUAUUUCUAAACUUUUCAUUGAUAGAUUUAAAUUUAAGUUACAUUUUAUGAAGCUAUUUUAUGUAAAA
Messenger RNA from Tachysurus vachellii, 1039 nucleotides. It is a transcript of the gene tomt, whose product is annotated as transmembrane O-methyltransferase. Gene Ontology annotation, biological process: catecholamine catabolic process; developmental process; dopamine metabolic process. The coding region runs from base 1 to 780 and encodes 259 amino acids. The record is from RefSeq and is a predicted model, not a curated record. The transcript has 3 exons. NCBI's taxonomy places the organism in Eukaryota, Metazoa, Chordata, Actinopteri, Siluriformes, Bagridae. Gene Ontology annotation, molecular function: catechol O-methyltransferase activity.